Syngnathus typhle (broad-nosed pipefish) is the source of this 4736-nucleotide messenger RNA. Its product is annotated as unconventional myosin-VI-like. NCBI's taxonomy places the organism in Eukaryota, Metazoa, Chordata, Actinopteri, Syngnathiformes, Syngnathidae. The transcript has 35 exons. The record is from RefSeq and is a predicted model, not a curated record. Gene Ontology annotation, biological process: endocytosis; vesicle transport along actin filament; inner ear morphogenesis. Gene Ontology annotation, molecular function: actin filament binding; microfilament motor activity; ATP binding. Bases 272 to 4138 code for a protein of 1288 amino acids. Gene Ontology annotation, cellular component: ruffle; cytoplasm; myosin complex.
CAAGGGAUCUGGUGGGGACGCCCCUGGUCCGGGCCUGCUCGGCGCCCCCCAAAGGCCGAGAGGCACGCUACAGCCUGUUCAAUGUUCCCGUUCCGUGACGUCACGCGGCCACUUUCCCAGGCUGGCUGCGUGCGGGACUGGGAGGCGACGAGGGCGGCUGCUAUCAUACUAAGGCCACGCAGCGGCUGGCUCGCUUCGCUCACCUGCACUUCCGCCUUCGGAGGAGUUGGUCGGGAAUUGACUCGGCCCGCCGGACGCCCGCAGAAUCGAGAUGGAGGACGGCAAACCUGUGUGGGCGCCGCACCCGGCCGACGGCUUCCAGCUGGCGACCAUCGUGGACAUCGGCGCCGACAGCCUCACCCUGCAGCCCCUCAAGCGCGAUGCCAAGACGUUGGUGGCUGCCGUCAGUCAAGUGUUCCCUGCCGAGGAUGACGCGGACAAACACGUGGAGGACAACUGUUCCUUGAUGUACCUCAACGAAGCCACGCUGCUCAACAACGUGCGCGUCAGAUACAGCAAAGACAAAAUCUACACCUUCGUAGCCAACAUCUUGAUCGCCGUCAACCCGUACUACGACCUCCCCAAGCUCUACUCGCCGGAGACCAUCCAGCAGUACCGCGGACGCUCGCUGGGGACGCUCCCGCCGCACGUCUACGCCAUCGCCGACAAGGCCUACAGGGACAUGAGGGUUCUGAAGAUGAGUCAGUCCAUCAUCGUCUCAGGAGAGUCCGGCGCCGGCAAGACGGAGAACACCAAGUUUGUGCUGAGGUACCUGACCUCGUCGUACGGGACGGGCCAGGACAUCGACGAGAGGAUCGUGGAGGCAAACCCCCUGUUGGAGGCCUUCGGCAACGCCAAGACCGUGCGCAACAACAACAGCAGCCGCUUUGGCAAGUUUGUGGAGAUACACUUCAAUGAAAAGAACGCGGUGGUGGGCGGCUUCGUGUCGCACUACCUUCUGGAGAAGUCUCGCAUCUGCCGCCAGAGCACCGAGGAGAGGAACUACCACAUCUUCUACCGCCUGUGCGCCGGAGCGCCCGAUGACAUCCGGCUCAAGUUUCACCUCAGCUCGCCAGAUACGUUCAGGUACCUGAACAGAGGGUGCACUCGCUUCUUUGCAUCCAAGGAGACGAACAAGCAGAUCCCGGACAACCGCAAAAGUUCAGAGCACGUGAAGGCGGGCCCGCUGAAGGAUCCCCUGCUGGACGACCACGGCGACUUCCAGCGUAUGCUGGUGGCCAUGAAGAAGAUCGGCCUGGAUGACGUGGAGAAGUUGGACUUGUUCCGCGUGGUGGCCGGUGUGCUGCACCUAGGCAACGUUGACUUUGAGGAGGCGGGAAACACCUCGGGCGGCUGCAGCAUCAAGAAGCAGUCGGACCCACCGCUGCAACACUGCGCCGAGCUGCUGGGUCUGGACCAGCUGGAGCUGCGAGGAAGCCUCACCUCCAGGGUCAUGCUCACCACAGCAGGGGGCGCCAAAGGAACCGUCAUCAAGGUUCCUUUGAAAGUGGAGCAGGCCAACAACGCUCGCGACGCCUUGGCCAAGGCCGUGUACAGCCGGCUCUUUGACCACGUGGUCACCAGGGUCAACCGCUGCUUCCCCUUCCAGUCGUCGGCCAACUUCAUCGGCGUCUUGGACAUCGCCGGCUUCGAGUACUUUGAGCACAACAGCUUCGAGCAGUUCUGCAUCAACUACUGCAACGAGAAGCUGCAGCAGUUCUUCAAUGAGCGCAUCCUAAAAGAGGAGCAAGAGCUGUACCAGAGGGAGGGGCUGGGAGUCAACGAGGUUCACUACGUGGACAACCAGGACUGCAUCGACCUGGUGGAGGCCAAGGUGCUGGGAAUCCUGGACAUCCUGGAUGAGGAAAACCGACUCCCGCAGCCCAGCGACCAGCACUUUGCCGACACGGUGCACAACAAGCACAAGAACCACUUCCGCUUGACCGUACCGCGAAAGUCGAAGCUGGCCGUCCACAGAAACGUGAGGGACGACGAAGGCUUCAUCAUCAGACACUUUGCAGGAGCCGUCUGCUACGAGACGAACAAGUUUGUGGAGAAGAACAACGAUGCUCUGCACACGUCGCUGGAAUGUCUGCUGAGCGAGUCCAGCGACCGAUUCAUCCGAGAACUCUUUGACAAUGCCAACGACGCCAAGCAGAGGGCCGGGAAACUGGGAUUCAUCAGCGUGGGCAACAAGUUCAAGACUCAGCUGAACAUUCUUCUGGACAAGCUGCGCAGUACGGGCUCCAGUUUCAUCCGCUGCAUCAAACCCAACUUGAAGAUGAUCAGUCACCAGUUUGAAGGCGCUCAGAUCCUCUCCCAGCUGCAGUGCUCGGGUAUGGUGUCCGUGCUGGACCUGAUGCAGGGCGGCUUCCCCUCCAGGGCUCCUUUCCACGAACUCUACAACAUGUACAAGAAGUACAUGCCCCCCAAGCUGACCCGCCUGGACCCGCGCCUCUUCUGCAAGGCCUUGUUCAAAGCUUUGGGACUGAACGAGAAGGACUACAAAUUCGGCCUGACUCGAGUGUUCUUCCGACCCGGGAAGUUUGCCGAGUUUGACCAGAUCAUGAAGUCGGACCCGGAUCACCUGGCGGAGUUGGUGCGGCGUGUCAACACCUGGAUCAUCCACAGUCGCUGGAAGAAGGUGCAAUGGUGCGCGCUGUCCGUCAUCAAGCUGAAGAAUAAGCUGUUGUACCGGCGCCGCGCGUGCAUCGUCAUGCAAAAGACGGUGCGCAUGUGGCUCUGCAAGAAGAAGCACAAACCUCGGAUCAACGGCCUGGUUAAGGUGCGCCAUCUGAGAAAGAGGAUGGAGCGCUUCAACGAAGUGGUGGCCGGACUCACGGAGGGCAAGGAGGAGAUGAGCGCUCAGGUUGAGCGGCUGGACGCCGACAUCUGCGCCCUCAUGCUCAAGAUCAAGGCCACAGAGAUGCGGCGCGUGGACAUCGAGCACGACUACCAGGCCCUGGUGGUGCGCUCGGAGCAGCUGCUCAGCGCCUUGCAGAACAAGAAGAAAGAGGAGGAAGAGCGGGAGCGUUUGCGCCGCAUCCAGGAGGAGAUGGAAAGGGAGAGGAAGAGGAGAGAGGAGGAAGAGCGCCGCCGCCAGGAGGAGGAAGACGAGAGACGCGCCAAAGCCGAGAUGGAGAUGAAGAGGAAGCAGGAAGAGGAGGAGAGGAAGAGGAGAGAGGAGGAGCACAAGAGCCUGCAGUUGCAAAUGGAGCAGCAGCUGGAGGCGGACCGCGAGGAGGAAAUCUCGCGGCAGGCGGUUCUGGAGCAGGAGAGGCGAGACCGAGAGUUGGCGCUGAGGAUCGCGCAGAGCGAAGCUGAACUCAUUCCGGAGGACUCGCAGAACGACGCCGCCCUCCGCAGCACCGAGUCGUCGCAUUCGUCGUCUCCCGAACGAGCAGCCGCUUCUGCUGGGCCCAAAGUGCCGAAUUUGAGCAUGGAGGAGAUGGCCAAGGAAAUGAGCGAACUUCUGGCGAGAGGUCCUCAGGUUCAGGCCAGCAAAGCGGCCGGCGCCGCCAACGGCAAAUAUCAACUCAGCAAGUGGAAGUAUGCCGAGCUCAGGGACGCCAUCAACACAUCCUGCGACAUCGAGCUGCUGGCGGCGUGCCGCGAGGAAUUCCACCGCCGGCUGAAGGUCUACCACGCCUGGAAGUCCAAGAACAAAAAGAGGAACGCCGACACGGAGCAGCGGGCGCCCAAAUCUGUCACCGACUACGCCCAGCGGAACCCGGCCCCCUGUGUGCCGGCCCGCCAGUAUGAGGUGUCUCCGGACCGGCAGCAGCGUUUCUUCCGCAUUCCGUUCAUCCGGCCGGGCGACCAGUACAAAGACCCGCAGGGCAAGAAGAAGGGCUGGUGGUACGCCCAUUUUGACGGGCCCUGGAUCGCCCGGCAGAUGGAGCUGCACCCCGACAAGCACCCCAUCCUGCUGGUGGCCGGCAAAGACGACAUGGAGAUGUGCGAGCUGAGUCUGGACGAGACGGGGCUGUCCCGCAAAAGGGGUGCCGAGAUCCUGCCCCGCCAGUUUGAGGAGAUCUGGGAGCGCUGCGGCGGCGUCCAGUACCUGCGCAGCGCCAUCCAGAAUCGGCAGGCACGGCCCACCUACGCCACGGCCAUGCUGCAGGCCACCUUCAAGUGAAGCCAGGCCAGUUUUUCAGCUGUUUUUUGGGUUUUGUUUUUUGCCUUCCCCCGCAAGGCCUCGCCUAACUCGUCAACGUCCUCCCUCCCGGCGAGCGUUUGGAAGAGCGCGCCGCUUUUCCCGCCGCCGCCGCCUCCUCCUUCUUGUUUUCUUGCCGUGCGAUGAAUGAAGCCAAACGCGGACGCUGCUGGAUUAAUUGCGCUUAACGACCAAGCCUGUAAAUGUGAACUAAUGACCAAUAAUGACCAAUCAUGUUGUUUUCCCUUUUGACAUUGGUACGGCGAAGCUAUCCGCUAACAGCUAGCCGACCGGCGAGCUUUUGCCAAUGCCGUUGAAAGACCAAUCAAGCUUUGAUUUUGUCAGCCGUCUUUGAACUGGAAUCGAGCUACCGCACUGGAUCUUUUUGGGUGGGGAGGGGCAACGUUAGCAAUAAAAGCGCCCAAGAAGCCCUGCGUGUCGUUCAAUUUCAAGCGGGUGCUACGCCUGAUCCCACCCAAAACCUCGCUCCAAAAUGGCCCCUGGGUUUUUUUCUGUUUUUUUUUCCUGUCACACGUCUGUCCUCAACAGCAGUCAAUAAAGGCACUGGGGCGUCACCUUA